GAUUACAAUUUUUGUGCAAGUUUCCUUUCCACCAGCUCUCCAACUAGACACCGCAACGAUAGUCCAGCAAGACAGUCAAAUACUUCUCAUUCUCUCGUUGACGACGCGACAUAUCGUCGUUCCAGCUCGAAUACCAAAACCGCUGUUUAAUCCGAGAAACGUGAAAAUCAACUUCUCCUUCUCAUCAUAAGUCUUAUAAAGCUUAUAAAAUUCAUUCAACCGUCAUGGUUCAGUCUUGGUUGUUUCGUUGACCUGUUGAGUUGAAGACCUGUUGUUUGUAUUUUCUUUUCGUGCAAGUGAUUUCGUUAUACUGCUCCUGUUUUUUUUUCUGUUUAUUCGCCUUUUCGUUUCGUCGCGAACUUCGCUGAUAAAUAUGGCCAGCAAAGAUGUGGGCUUUCGUACCGAGUCGGACACGUUUGGCGAGCUGAAGGUGCCGAACGACAAGUACUAUGGCGCGCAAACCGUACGUUCGACAAUGAACUUCCCCAUCGGAGGACCAACCGAACGGAUGCCGAAACCGGUCAUCACGGCUAUGGGAAUCCUGAAGAAAGCGGCCGCUCUGGUCAACAAAGAGUACGGAUUGGAUGCCAAAGUGGCCGAUGCCAUCUCGCAAGCGGCGGACGACGUUAUCUCGGGUAAGCUGUACGAUGACCAUUUCCCGCUGGUCAUUUGGCAAACCGGUUCGGGUACCCAGACCAACAUGAACGUCAACGAGGUCAUUAGCAACAGGGCUAUCGAGCUGAUGGGAGGAACGCUGGGCUCGAAAACUCCAGUCCACCCGAACGAUCAUGUCAACAAAUCCCAAUCCUCCAACGACACUUUUCCGACCGCCAUUCAUGUUUCGGUGGCCUGCGAACUGACCGGUAAUUUAAAACCGGCAAUCGAAACCUUGCGCGAUGCCUUGAAGGCCAAGUCCAACGAGUUCAAGGAUAUUAUCAAAAUCGGUCGAACUCAUACACAGGAUGCCGUCCCGUUGACACUUGGCCAGGAGUUCAGUGGCUACGUGCAGCAGAUGGAGUUUGCACUGCAACGUAUUGAGGCCUGCUUACCUCGGGUUUACAUGUUGGCAUUAGGAGGCACAGCUGUCGGCACGGGUCUGAACACUAGAAUCGGCUUUGCCGAAAAAUGUGCUGCAAAAAUCUCCGAGCUCACUGGACUACCUUUCAUUACUGCUCCAAACAAGUUUGAAGCCCUGGCGGCUCGUGAUGCCAUGGUUGAGGUUUCGGGAUGUUUGAAUACCAUCGCUGUGAGCUGCAUGAAAAUCGCUAACGACAUUCGCUUCCUGGGAUCGGGACCACGUUGUGGUCUGGGAGAACUUAGCCUACCGGAAAACGAACCGGGUAGCUCCAUCAUGCCUGGCAAAGUCAACCCAACUCAAUGUGAAGCUAUGACCAUGGUCUGCGCACAAGUCAUGGGUAACAACGUUGCCGUUAGCGUCGGUGGAUCCAACGGUCAUUUUGAGCUGAACGUUUUCAAACCUCUGGUGGUUUCUAAUGUGCUUAGAUCAAUUCGAUUGCUGUCCGACAGUGCCCGCACAUUCAGCAAAAACUGUGUGGUCGGUAUCGAGGCUAAUCGUGCCAACAUAGAUAAGAUUAUGAACGAAUCUCUGAUGCUGGUAACGGCACUGAAUCCGCACAUCGGCUACGACAAGGCCGCUAAAAUUGCCAAGACUGCUCACAAGGAGGGAACCACGCUCAAACAGUCGGCCCUGAAGCUGGGUUACCUUACCGAGGAGCAAUUCAACGAAUGGGUUCGCCCAGAGAACAUGCUGGGACCGAAGUAAAAUGUUGAUCAUAUUCGGUUGUUCGUGCCUCUUUUUUUGGAACUAUUUGUACGUUUUUUUUAAUAUUAUUUCGUUUCGAAUUUAAAUAUUAUUUAUGUACAAUAAAUGCAGUAUAACUGGAAAACGA
Molecule: messenger RNA, 1910 nt
Organism: Uranotaenia lowii
Lineage: Eukaryota; Metazoa; Arthropoda; Insecta; Diptera; Culicidae
Product: fumarate hydratase, mitochondrial-like
Exons: 4
Coding region: 374-1783 (469 amino acids)
Biological process (GO): tricarboxylic acid cycle; fumarate metabolic process; malate metabolic process
Cellular component (GO): mitochondrion; tricarboxylic acid cycle heteromeric enzyme complex
Molecular function (GO): fumarate hydratase activity
Source: RefSeq, a predicted model, not a curated record